GUAAGCCAAGCACGGGCACUCGGGUGUACGGCCCGCCCCCGCCGCGGAGGUGCCGGUGGAGCUUGAGACCGGGCGAGUCUCCGCCCCGCUUUUGCAGCUAGGAGUGUGUUUUAGGGGGGAUUGGGGCAAACCAAGCAGGCGAGGACCCGGGCCUGUGCCGCUGUUUGCCUAUCCCUCAUCCCUCGGCACCAAGGCUACUCGAGCCCCAGGGUGUUUUUUCCUUGUUCCCGCCACCUCCUGGUCCCUGGCCCAACAUGAUACUGACCAAAGCUCAGUACGAGGAGAUAGCCCAGUGCCUAGUGUCUGUGCCGCCCACCAGGCAGAGCCUGAGGAAGCUGAAGCAGAGGUUUCCCAGUCAAUCGCAGGCCACUCUGCUGAGCAUCUUCUCCCAGGAGUACCAGAAACACAUUAAAAGAACGCAUGCCAAGCAUCAUACUUCGGAAGCAAUUGAAAGUUAUUACCAGAGGUACCUGAAUGGAGUGGUGAAAAAUGGAGCUGCCCCAGUGCUCCUGGACCUGGCCAAUGAGGUGGACUAUGCACCCUCAUUAAUGGCUCGGCUUAUACUGGAGAGGUUUCUACAGGAACGUGAGGAAACUGCACCCUCCAAGUCUGUUAUAAAUAGUAUGCUACGGGACCCUUCUCAGAUUCCAGAUGGAGUUCUAGCAAAUCAGGUCUAUCAGUGCAUUGUGAACGACUGCUGUUAUGGACCACUGGUGGACUGCAUCAAGCAUGCCAUUGGUCAUGAGCAUGAAGUCCUGCUGAGAGACUUACUUCUAGAGAAAAACUUGUCCUUCCUUGAUGAAGAUCAGCUCCGUGCAAAGGGUUAUGACAAAACACCAGACUUUAUUUUACAAGUACCAGUUGCUGUAGAAGGGCACAUAAUUCACUGGAUUGAAAGCAAAGCCUCAUUUGGUGAUGAAUGUAGCCACCACGCCUACCUGCAUGACCAGUUCUGGAGCUACUGGAAUAGAGUUAAAGCAGACAAAGAAUGCCUCUGAGAAGCAUUUGGACCAUAAAUAUAGGCCCAAAUUCUAUAAGGCUACCAGAAAAUGCAUUUACUUAUGAAAUCAACACACAAAAAGUCUUCUUAUCCUAUUUCUCUAAUCAAAAGGUGAGUUCUUUGACAAUUUGGCCUCUAUUACUAAGUAUACUUUUAUACUGAGAGGAUGACUUGUAAAGAGAGAAACCAAUAGUACCAGUCUAAGAUCAGGUGACAUAUAUGUUCUCUAACAUGUGGCCUUUCAAAGAGGCAGGGACAGACACCUUGUCCUUACUUUUGGUGGGUCAGUUUGAAUGAAAAUAUUGAGUGACCUUAAUGACAGAGAAAGGGCCAUAUGCUAUAAAGCACAUGAACAAUUACCAACAACCACUGAUCAAGAACAUGGAAAUUGCAACCGCAAGUUUCAACCCCUCCAUCUGCCAUUCCAGUCACAUUCUGGCACGCUCUCAUUAGAGACAUCUCUUUACAACCAAAGUGCACUUUGUUGAUACACCUCUCUGCUUCUCUCAAAGAAAAUCUAAGCUUCUUGGCUCGAACAAAUGGGGCAAAAUUUGGUUUUUCAAUUUAGUGAUCCUUGAAGUACUGGGAGGAAUAUUGGGUUUGAAUCCAGAGUAUGCCACUUUCUGGUCCCAUGACUGGGAACAAUUUACUGUAUUUUCUCAAUAAAAUGGACUGAAUAAAACUUUUUUUGCCCUCUUACUCUGAAGAUCAGUUAUUUAAUAUAUACAAAGCACUUUCACAGUGCCUGGCAGUCAAAAAAAUAUUAGUUCCCCUCUGUCUCUUUUUCUGUAUGCCACUGAUGAAGUUUAGAGGUCUUCCGAUUAGACAUUUUUAAUUGCCUUCUUUGCCACGUAAACUAGUCAGCUAAUUUCAGCACUCACCUUGGCUGACAUCUCUUUGAGAAACCUUCCUGCAUUCCAGGAUUGGGUUUGGUGCGCCUCCUGUGUUUUGCUAAUAAUUUCAUAACAUCUAUCAAACAUUGUCAUUGCUUGCUUAUUUGUCAACCUCCUCCAAUUAAUAUUGAGUUCCAUCUUAUCUACUGGUUUUAUCCAUCUUUGGUUGCCCAGAAUCUGGCACAUAGUAGGUGAUAGUAGAUAUUUAUUGAUUGUAUUUACUGAUGUCUGACGACAAUAAUGGUUUGAAUCAGCCUUUGAGGAAUUUGUCAGGCAUUGUGACAUUAAGCCAUGAUACAAUCAAAUUUUUUUCUUUGAGAAUUCAACUCGGAGGAUAGUGAGGAAAAUACCUAAUUUUUCUGAAAAACUUUUACAGACUUUUCAAAUGUAUAGGCUUUUGCAGUCCUGUUUCAUGAAAUAGAGCAUAAAUGUAUUUAACAUAAGGAAUUUUAAAAAUAGAAAAUAACUGAGAACUAAAUGACAAAUUCACUUUAUAAAGGUUUUUAGAUAAAUAUUUAUAAUCUUAUGUUGGUCGGUUGCUUUCCCAAAACUUCAGAGAGUUCUCUCAUUUGAAAUUUGACAUAGAAUACCUUGAGAAUUCUAAGCAGAGGAUAAUCUCUAGUCUCUUUAAGGGAUACAUGAAACUGGGCCUUGAGCAAGAGUACAAAUGGAGCCUUAUAUACUACGUGUCUAAAUAUGUAAAGUUACAUAUUAGGUUAACAGACCUUAAAUAUAUUCCAUUCUGCGUGAAGAGCUGAAAGUUCAGAUUUGCAUAAGAAUUCCUAGAUUCCUUGGAUUUGCAGGCUACGUGUGUCAGUGCAGGGAGCGGUGGUCCCACUGCACAGCCUGCCUUCCUUUUCUUCCCACCCUCAGCUCCAUCCUACACCUGGAAAGGUGUCAAGCACACACCAGGUCUGCGUAGCCAAGCUCCAUGUACAUUCCCAUAAGCUACGGCUCUCAGGCCAGAGUUGCACACUCUGGUAGUCUGCCCUCUUAUCAGGUGAAUGAACCUGAGAGAAAGGGCCAUCCAGGCCCUGGGAGUGGUCUCGGGGCUAUGAGAUCAGGAAGUUCUGAGGUCACUGAUACCUGGAAGGUGGCCUAGAAAGUGGUUGAGGGAACAGACAUCAGGUGGGGAUGUUCCCUUGGCCCCAUAAACUCCUUACUCUAUGGAUUCAGAUAUAACUAGACAGUGGCUAGAGCAGAGUUACCUAAAGCUUGGGUUCAGGACAUGGACCUCUCUUGAUUGACUGUAAAGGACAGUAUUAAAGGAAGCAGGUGCAUAGAUCUUUCAAAGCCAUUUCUUGUUCUGGUGUUAGGAUAGGAGGGGAGAUGAGCACCGGAGGAAAUAUGGUCUUGAUCACAUGUAUGUACCACGGAAACGAUUAAGAGCUGAGUUCUAUCUGUCAGAUUUUUGAAGCUUUGGCUCCAGAGUGUCUGCUCUCCUGAAGGGAAUGCUAAGCUAAUACCUUCUGCCACAGAAUUGAUUUGACUUUAGUUCAUACCUCUAAGUAUUUUUUAAAGAUCAGUUAUUUACUCAAUGGUCUGGCAAUUGCUUCCUCUGGUUUGUGAUAGCCUGAGAGGAGAGGCUUAGAAUGGGAAUGCCAACCAGUUAGAGUUCAGGAAGGUAUUUUUCAGAGCAUGGCCAAAGUUUUUCCUGUAUUAAGAUACUUUGAGGAACCCUGCAAUUAGCCAAAUCACAGAUUUCCAGUUAUUUCGGUCUUGUUAAAAACAAGGCUGAUCACAUCUGUCUUAAGUUGGAGUAUGUGCCUCAGCAAUAGAAGCUCUUGCAAACCUUCAAUUACAGCAGCCUCAGAAGCAGCACUGCUGCCAUAUACUAUCAAGUAGCAACAACAAGCGACAGAUUGACUAAUAAUUAGCAAAUGCUCUGGAGAGGGCUUCGAUAAAGGUGAAAUAUAAUAAUUUGCUUUUUCCAUCUCUUAAAAUUGAGUUGGUUUGGAGAUAUUGAUGUCCCAUUGUUUCAGACAGAUACUUGACACUGUUGUUGGCUGGAGUAACCUCAGAAUAUUUUGUCAGAGUGAGGGAAGUGUUUUCUGUAUAUAGAGUACUUUGAUAAAAAUGACUUCUCAUAAUGGUUAUAAUGGUUAAGUAUCAUUUUUUCAGCAUGCAGAAUGUGAAUAACAAGACUUUUCUAAGUGAAGAAUUCAUAUUUUCUGCCAUCAUUCAUUGAUUUUAACAAAACUGAGCAAAGAAUAGAAAUGUUACCUUAGGCCUUUAGAGUGAUAUUCGUAAUAAGGAGAUAAUUGUUGAGAAACCAGAAUGACUUACAUCAAAGAAAACAGAUCUAUAAAGGAAUGGCAAGGAAUUAUAGUUUCUCCGGCUAGAAAGACAUCUAAAUGAUUACUCUUUUCAAGCAUAUGUAAGAUUUUUACAAGAGUGGUAUAUUGACCAGUUUCACAAAUCCAGGCGACCAGAAAAUUCUUACGAGGAUGACUUGCCAUUGACACACACUAUGACAAAGUUAAUCUGAGUCAUGUCUAGCUCAGAAAUGUUACCCCAAGCCAAACCAACAAGCAAAGGAUUGAGUGGCCAUUCUAAGAAUGGAAACACAGCAUUAUGAUCAUCCAGAGAGGGUAAGGGAAAAAUAAAGAGAGUUUACCAAUAGGAAGUGAAGUUGGGAGCACAGUUCGUGUCAAGAACCCAAGAACACGGAGUCCAUUUCUGAGGCUAAGUCUAGAAUAAUGGAGAUCAGGUCAAAAUUGAUACUAAAAAGGCUUGGAGUCUAGCAUAAUAAUUCUCCAACUUUACUGUGUGUUAAAAUCACAUGGGGGUUGUUUUUAAAAUAUUGAUAUUGGCUUUACCCUUAGAGAGCUAGUUUAAUUGGUGCGCAAUGCAGCCUGUACUCUGGGAAUUUGUUUUGUUCUCGUUGAAAACUAUGAGAUUAAUCUGUAUCUAACAUUGAAGUCAGACUCUUCUUUACCUAGCCUCAACUUGCUAGCUAGCCUUAGCAUUCCUAGCUUAUCUGCUUCCAAACAGUCUUGAUGAAAUAGUUGCUUUAUGAAGAAAUACAGGUCCAGGUCAGCAAACAUUUACAGGCACUGUGUUAGUCAGUAGAGAGUCAGCCCCUGCCUUUGAGGGGUUAACAGUGAGAACUGAGCAGUAAACUACAGAGGCAGCACCUGAACCCAGGUCUCUCUGUGAACCCCACACCUAUGCUCUUUCUACUCUAUCGGGCAGCUUCAUAUCUUUCAUGGGGAUAAAUAUGUUGGAAGAGUUUACUUACUCUGUCAGUUAAUGGGCUUGCAAAGCUAAAACUAAAACCCUCUCCAGCAUACAAGUUUUAGAUAUUCACCUUCAUAUGGUUGGAGAAGAUGGACCAUUUAUUCUCUGUUCUUCAAGAGCCUAUAUUCUGUAUUUUAAGAAACGACUUUAUUGAGGUAUAACUGACACAGAAUAAACUCAUAUUUAAAGAGUACAAUUUAAUGUUUUGUAUAAACCUAUAAAAUUAUCACCAUGAUAGAGAUAGUGAGCAUACUUACCACCCCUAGGUUUCCAGAUGCCCCUUUAUAAUCUACCUUCCUAAUCCCUUCAAUUCUCCCUGCGCCCUGUACCCACUGAUCUGCUUUCUGUGACUGUUGAUUAGUUUGCUUCUUCUACUGUUUUAUGUAAACAGAACUAUGCAGCAUGUACUCUUUUUUGUCUAGCCUUUUUCACUCAGCAUAAUUAUUUCAGGAUAAUGUACAUUGAAUAUAUCAAUAGUUCGUCUUUUUAUUGCUGAGAGGCAUUAAGUUGCAUGACUGUUCCACUGUUUAUUUAUCCAUUCACCUGUUGAUGGACAUUGGGCUUAUUUUUAGUUCUGGCUAUUACUAAUAAAGCUGAUCUGAACAGUUUUGUAAAAUGUUAACAUGGUUUCAUUACUCUUGGGUAAAGAUGUAAUGUAAUUUCAUACCUGGGAGUGAAACGACUGGGCCAUAUGGUGGGAAUAUUUUUACCUUUUUACAAAAUGAGUAAACUCUUUUCUGAAGUGGUUUUACCAUUUUAUAUUCCCGCCAGCAGCUUACGAUAGUUCCAGCUGCUUCCCAUCUUCCUCAUCACUUGGAAUGGUCAGCCUUUUAACCCAAGGCUUUCUAAUAGUUGUGUAAAAAUGUGUUCAUGUGAUUUUUUAAUUUGCAUUUUUCUAAUGAUAAAUUAUGUUGAGAAUCUUUUCAUAUGUUUAUUUGCUACCUGUUUUCCCUGGAAAAGUUUCUCUUGAAAUCUUCGCUUCAUUAGUUAAUUGAGUUGUUUUCUUAUUAUUGAGUUUUGGGUAGGGCAUUUUUAUUUUACAUUUUAGUAUUCUGGAUAUAAGUUUCUUGCCUGCAGAAAUGGUUCUGGAACCCUUUUUUGAGAAGACUCUCUUUUCUCCACCUAAAUUACCUUUGUACAUUUGUCAAAAAUCAGUUGUUCAUAUAUGUAUGGGCCUGUUUCUGUAUUCUCUAUUUGUUCCAUCAUCGGUUUGUCUAGACCAAUUCAACACUGUUUUAAUUACUGUAACAUUAUAAUUUUGAAAACAGUAGGUCCUCCAAUUUUGUGAUUCUUUUCAAGGUUAUUUUUUGCUAUUCAAGAUCUUUUUUACCAUAUGAAUUUUAGAGUCAGCUUAUUAAUUCCUAUAAAAGCCUGCUGGGAUUUAGAUUGGGAUUACAUUGAAUUUACAGAUCAAUUUGGGAAGAAUUAACGUCUUAAUAUUAUUGAGUCUUCUGACCCAUGAACCUGGCAUCUCUCCAUUUAUUUAGGUCUUUUAACAUUUUUCUCAGAAAUUGUUCUGUAGUUUUCAGUGCACAAAUCUCACAUUUUUUGGAGAUGAUAUCUAAGUAUUGAUUGAAUAAUGGCUAUGUAAAUACUUUAUAGUUCUUAAUAAUAUUGGUAGUGAUAGUUUUAUUUGUUUCCAUUUGUUCAUUGCUACUGUAGAGGAAUACAGUUGAUUUUGUAUUUUGAUUUUCUGUACGGCAACCUUAUAAAACCCAUUUAUUAAUAGUUUACCUAAUUGGUGGAUGUGAUAGAAUUUUCUACAUAGGCAACUAUGUUGUUUGUGAAGACCAUUUUACUUCAUUUUCAAUUUGUAUGCCUUUUUUUUUCUUUUGCUUCAUACAAAAGUGAAUGGUAAGAGUGGACAUUGUUGCCUCGCUGCUGAUUUUAGAAGAAAGAUUUUCGAUCUUUCACUGUUAAAAAUGAUGGUAGGGGUGAGCACAAGGGACUUAUGCCUGUAAUCCCAGCACUUUGGGAGACCAGUGCAGGCCAGGGCUCAAGACCAGCCUGGGCAACAUAG
Messenger RNA from Cercocebus atys (sooty mangabey), 7153 nucleotides. RefSeq names its product chromosome unknown open reading frame, human C15orf41 (gene CDIN1). The transcript has 11 exons. NCBI's taxonomy places the organism in Eukaryota, Metazoa, Chordata, Mammalia, Primates, Cercopithecidae. The record is from RefSeq and is a predicted model, not a curated record. Gene Ontology annotation, biological process: erythrocyte differentiation. Gene Ontology annotation, cellular component: nucleus; cytoplasm. The coding region runs from base 255 to 998 and encodes 247 amino acids.